AUGGGACCAAUGCCAGGUCGGCGAAAAGACUUGAACACAGGCGAGCGAGAAGAAUCUCCUGUGCCCUGGCAUUGGUUUGUGGCUCAACGAAAAGUUUCGAAUGGCAAGAAGCGAGAAGAAUUCCUGCCACGCCACUUACUUCCUAUUCACAUUUCAACAAAAAAAUUCUUUACUUGCCUUCUUGUACGCAUCAAGAGGUUUCUUCUCGAUCUAUUAACGUUGAAAAAUCCAUUAUUGACCCUGAUUACUGAACUAUCUGUAAUUUGGUCGGCGAAAAGACUUGAACACAGGCGAGCGAGAAGAGUCCCCUGUGCCCCAAUGGGACCAAUGCCAGGUCGGCGAAAAGACUUGAACACAGGCGAGCGAGAAGAAUCUCCUGUGCCCUGGCAUUGGUUUGUGGCUCAACGAAAAGUUUCGAAUGGCAAGAAGCGAGAAGAAUUCCUGCCAUGCCACUUACUUCCUAUUCACAUUUCAACAAAAAAUUCUUUACUUGCCUUCUUGUACGCAUCAAGAGGUUCGCGCGCCAUUUCCUUUUUCCUUCAGGCUCUAAUGUUUUGA
Ambispora gerdemannii is the source of this 558-nucleotide messenger RNA. The record is from the annotation of a GenBank genome assembly. Lineage: Eukaryota; Fungi; Glomeromycota; Glomeromycetes; Archaeosporales; Ambisporaceae.